Messenger RNA from Betta splendens (Siamese fighting fish), 2788 nucleotides. It is a transcript of the gene trim65, whose product is annotated as tripartite motif containing 65. Lineage: Eukaryota; Metazoa; Chordata; Actinopteri; Anabantiformes; Osphronemidae. The transcript is spliced from 8 exons. Bases 183 to 1727 code for a protein of 514 amino acids. The record is from RefSeq and is a predicted model, not a curated record. Gene Ontology annotation, molecular function: zinc ion binding; protein binding.
GAGUGAAUAACACAGUAAUAAUAACUUCUGUACGUAUUGCCGGACGAUUUCCCGGCAGCACGUGAAUGUGUCAUUUUUUGCUUAUGUCGUCAUCAGGGAAGCUUCAUCUAAACAGAUAUUCAGAAAUCACACAGGGAGAUGCUGGAGGUAAAGCGAACUGCUGAAGUGGUGUUUGUUGUGUGAUGGAGUCUCAAAAUUCAAACCUGAUAUGUGCCAUAUGUCUGGAGCGCUUCAGGAUCCCUGUAACCAUCCCCUGUGGACACACCUUCUGCCAAAAGUGCAUCACUAUUCACUGGGACACCAAGAGCAAGGCCGACAUCGGACCUCAGUGUCCCAUCUGCAGCGAGAAGUUUGACUCUAGGCCACCUCUUAAGCGCAAUGUGUCCUUGUCAGUCCUGACUGAGGCGGCAAACACCACUGGGCCGUCCUGCAGAGAGCAACUUACGAGGGGAAGCGAAGCAGUGAGAGCCAUGCUGCUGUGUGAUCGCCACAAAAAGCCUCUGGUUUAUUACUGCAAGCAAGACAAAAUGGCUGUGUGCUGCGAGUGUGGCAUCUCAGAAUGCGCAGGUCAUGAGAAGGUCUUGUUGGAAGCAGAAAGGGAAAAUCAAGAGCUGUUACUAGAAAGGAAAAAUAAGGAAGUGGGCAAACUCAUUGAGGAGACGAAGAAAAGUAUAAGUGACUUGGCUGAGAACAUAAAUCAAGCUAAGCAGGUGACUCUUCAGCAAACUUCAACAUGGGUCAACGUCAAGUUCUCGACCCUUAUAAAAAUACUGGCCGAGAAGCAGGAGGCUACAGAGCUAUUUAUUGAUAGGCAGAAAGAGGUCACCAUCACGGAGGCAGAAGCACGACUGGCUGAACUUGAGGAGCGCUCCCUGAAACUUAGAGAGAGCCAAGGCCAGAUAGCAGCUCUGCAUAACCUCCCUGACACCGAUCUUAUCAAGGAAUCAAUGUUCAUAGAAGUUCCACGCUUUGAGGCGCUUCCCACGGAUGUAACGCCAAACCUUCAAGACAGGUUAAACGGCAUCACCGAUGUCCUGUCACGGAUCUCCAAGCUCAUGGCUGAGGACCUGGAGAAAGCUGUGACCACUGCUGUGGGUCAAAGCAAAGACGUAUCUCCUCAGGAUAAGAGGCCAAUCCUAGCUGUGGUUCCCAGUCCAGCUGCUCCAUGCCACCCUGGUGGGAAAGAGGGUCUCAGUGCUUACCGUUGCUCCUUGACCUUUGACCCCCGUACGGCCAACGGGCACCUGUGUUUAUCCCAGGAAAACCGAAGAGCAGAGCACCUGACCUCUGGGCCACGUCCGGUUCCAGCCCACGAAGCCCGCUUUGAUCACACCUGGCAGGUGCUCUGUUUCCAAGGCUUCACUCGUGGACAGCACUACUGGGAGCUGGAGGUCUCCAAGCCCUGGGCCUACCUCGGGGUGACCUACGAGACCAUUCCCAGAAAGGAGAAGGGCAAGAGGUGCAUGGUGGGUAUGAAUGAACUUUCAUGGAGCUUGCAGCUGGACGAGCAUCAGCUCAGCGCCUGGCACAACGGUCGCCGUGAGAUUCUGUCUGGCCAAUCCCAGCACAGUCGCAUCGGCAUGCUACUGGACUACGAGGCAGGGACUCUGACUUACUAUGGAGAUGGGCAGACCAGGCUCUAUGCCUUUCACUGUGUCUUCACACAGGAGCUGUUCCCCGCUUGUUGGAUAGGAGAGGGAGUCUGCAUCACCCUCUGCUCCACAUGAGGUGACACAGAAAUGUUAAAAACAGGAGGCGUGGACAUAAGAAACACAUCAGCCACUGGCAGUAACUGGGUUAACAUGGAGGUAUUUUACAUUUUUUUGCCACCAAACCCCCUAAAACAUUGCCUACCUGACUUUUGCUUGUUUACAAAAUUGACAGCUGAGGAAAACAUAUAAACUCUGUAGAGGCAUAGGGUUUUAGUUUAGUCAUAUCACUAUUUUGUUUUUAUUCAUUCUUCAUAAUAUGUAUAGAAUAUUCUGUUUUACACAGGUGCUUUCAACAAAAGUAUUGAUUAGAGAUGAUUGUCCUUUCACUACACAAAAAUCCUACUUGGUGUCCUCCUUUAUGGCAGUAAACACUUAUGUGGACACCACUGAAGACCUAUGCGGGCCACAGAGAUACAGGUUAUGCACACAGCCAGUUAUAAGAGACUGUCAAAGAUGGUGUGGUAAAGAAAAGGGUACGAUGCAUUGCAGAGAAGCCAUUCACUACAUACUGUAUGCAGAUGUAUUAAAGCAUUAGGUUAGAAUUUAACCCAGGGUGAAAAUCUGCCAGUUUUCCUGGUGAUACUUGAAAUUUAAGCCCAAAUGAAAAUCCUUCUCUACCAUUAACAUUUGGAUUUGGCAGGUUCAAUCAAACUGCUGUGGGCUGCACAUACAGACCUAAAAAUAGAAGCUUGGGCUCUUGGCAUGAGUGCACAGUACUCUGCCUGUGCAGCGCUAAAUUUUUCAUGCUGUGUUAUGACAAAAUCUGCUGUACUGGUGUUCAUUGGCCUUGUGGCCUUAAGUUCUUUGUUUUAUCAGAAGCAUAGCUGUGACCUUGUGUGUUGUUACUUGUGGAUCAGGACACUGCGCCUCAUUCUUUGGGAAACUGCUGUGGAUAUGCACAAGUUAAAAGUGCAGACAAGGACUACUGUUUAAAAGGGAAAAGCACAACAUCUGUGCUUCUGAUCACUAAUGCACUGAAACAGCCAUCAACGUGUGAUAUAGCAAUACUGUAGGAAUAAAGACAAAGAUUAUUCCACAUUAAUCAAGAUUCAUUUAAUAAAAUCCAGUCCAAUGCA